Messenger RNA from Scleropages formosus (Asian bonytongue), 4113 nucleotides. RefSeq names its product ArfGAP with coiled-coil, ankyrin repeat and PH domains 3a (gene acap3a). The transcript is spliced from 26 exons. Gene Ontology annotation, molecular function: protein binding; GTPase activator activity. Lineage: Eukaryota; Metazoa; Chordata; Actinopteri; Osteoglossiformes; Osteoglossidae. The record is from RefSeq and is a predicted model, not a curated record. The coding region runs from base 207 to 2753 and encodes 848 amino acids. Gene Ontology annotation, cellular component: cytoplasm.
UUUAGCGACGGUCCCUCACCCUGCCCAGGCAGCAGGCUGUGUCUCGACGCGCGCUCCGUGUGUAUAAUGUGAGUGCGUGCGGCACCAGUGACACUGCCCCAUUGGACUGAGACUGAGGAAUACACAGCACACAUCUCUCUUUCGCCUCGCGAUCUCGGGCAAUGAAAUAUACAAGCUGAAAACGAAGGAGGAAUAAAACCCCAAAAAUGACGGUAGAUUUUGAAGAAUGUAUCAAGGAUUCGCCCAGAUUUAGGGCGAAUAUCGAUGAAGUGGAGACGGAGGUGGUGGAGAUCGAAGCGAAGCUGGAUAAGCUGGUGAAGCUAUGCAGUGGUAUGAUCGAGGCCGGGAAGGCCUACGUCAGCGCCAACAAGCUCUUUGUCAACGGCAUCCGAGACCUGUCCCAGCAGUGCAAAAAAGACGAGAUGAUCUCGGAGUGUCUGGACAAAUUUGGAGAGAGUCUUCAGGAGAUAGUGAACUACCACAUGAUCCUGUUUGACCAGGCCCAGAGGUCCGUCAAACAGCAGCUGCACAACUUUGUAAAGGAGGAUGUGCGUAAGUUCAAGGAGACCAAGAAACAGUUUGACAAGGUGCGCGAGGACAUGGAGAUGGCCCAGGUGAAGAAUGCGCAGGCGCCGCGGAACAAACCCCAUGAGGUGGAAGAAGCCACAGGAACACUCACCAUCACCCGCAAGUGCUUCCGCCAUCUGGCCCUGGACUACGUGCUUCAGAUCAACGUCCUCCAGGCAAAGAAGAAGUUUGAAAUCUUAGAUGCGAUGCUGUCCUUCAUGCACGCCCAGCACACCCUCUUCCAGCAAGGAUACAACCUCCUGGAUGAGAUUGACCCCUACAUGAAGAGGCUGGCUGCGGAGCUGGACCAGCUGGUGAUCGACUCGGCCGUGGAGAAGAGGGACAUGGAGCACAAGCACGCCACCAUCCAGCAGAGGACCCUGAUGGAGGACUUUUCCUACGACGACUCAAAAGUGGAGUUCAACGUUGAUGCUCCCAACGGCGUCGUGAUGGAGGGGUACCUGUUCAAGAGGGCCAGCAAUGCCUUCAAGACGUGGAACAGGCGGUGGUUCUCCAUACAAAACAGUCAGCUGGUGUACCAGAAGAAGCUGAAGGACUCCCUUACGGUCGUCGUAGAGGACCUGAGGCUGUGCUCCGUCAAGCCCUGCGAGGACAUUGAGAGGAGGUUCUGCUUUGAGGUUGUCUCCCCUACCAAGAGCUGCAUGCUGCAGGCAGAGUCAGAGAAGCUGAGGCAGGCUUGGAUCCAGGCUGUGCAGGCCAGCAUUGCCUCUGCUUACCGCGAAAGCCCUGACAACUGCUACAUCGAGCGCCUGGACCGCACGGCCUCCCCGUCCACCAGCAGCAUCGAUUCAGCCAGCGAGCCCCGAGAGCGCAGUAUUCGUGGGGACGGCAUCCUGCAACGCGUGCAGUCUGUUCCCGGGAACGAGCAUUGCUGCGACUGCGGCCAGGCCGACCCGCGCUGGGCCAGCAUCAACCUGGGCAUUUUGCUGUGCAUUGAGUGCUCUGGGAUCCACAGGAGUUUGGGCGUUCACUGCUCAAAGGUCCGGUCCCUGACACUGGACUCCUGGGAGCCGGAGUUACUGAAGCUCAUGUGUGAGCUGGGGAACAGCAUCAUCAACCACAUCUACGAAGGCUCGUGUGAGGAGCUCGGCCUUAAGAAACCAGGGCCCUCGAGUUCAAGGCAGGAGAAAGAAGCAUGGAUAAAAGCCAAGUACGUGGAGAAGAGGUUCCUGAAGAAGAUGGCGGGAGGCGAGACGCUGGCGAACGGCGAGCGAAAGUCACGGCGGUGGAGUGUGAAGAAGUGCCAGAGACAUGACAGUUCCACCAAGGCACCCAAGUCACGGCGGAAGCACCGCCAAGAGCCGGGCAGUGCCUCGCCAGCCAACCUGUCCUCCGCCGCAGCCCUGGAGAGGAAGUUCCGCAGGGACUCGCUUUUCUGCCCAGACGAGUUGGAUUCGCUCUUCUCCUACUUCGACACGGGUUCCGGUCCUCGCAGCCCCGCAGGUUUGAGCAGCGACAGCGGUCUGGGUGGCAGCACGGAUGGCAGCACCGACAUUCUGGUCUUUGGCUCGGUGGUGGACAGCGUCACAGAGGAAGAGUGCGAGGAGUCGGAGGAGUCGAGCGGGGAGGCGGAGCUGGAGCCUGAGGCGUCGGACCCCGAGGACCCACGGGACCUGCACCCCAGCGCCCUGCUCUACAAGGCGUCACGAGCACGCAACCUGCCUUUCAUGGCCGAGGCGCUGGCGCACGGCGCAGACGUCAACUCCGUCCACGAGGAGGACGAGAGCAAGAGUCCGCUCAUCCAGGCCGUGAUUGGGGGCUCGUUGAUAGCCUGCGAGUUUCUGCUCCAGAACGGUGCGGACGUGAACCAAAGAGACGCGCGGGGGAGGGGUCCCUUGCACCACGCCACAUACCUGGGGCACACAGGACAAGUGUGUUUGUUCCUGAAGCGAGGAGCCACACAGACCUGCGGGGACGACGACGGCCAGGACCCGCUGAGCAUCGCGGUGCAGGCCGCCAACGCAGACAUCGUCACCUUGUUGCGUUUGGCGCGCAUGAACGAGGAGAUGCGGGAGUCAGAAGGCCCCCUCGGCCAGCCAGAUACGGCUGUUGCCAUGGGCACCAGGAAAGCACAGCUCAAGGAUUUUCGGGAUAGAGCGACACCACGUACCUUGACAUCUUUAGGGAAUUUUCGCACAUGGCGUCUCACAACCCCGAAAAGCUGAAGCGCCGCAGCGUACAUUUCCGACACUCCUUCAGGUAGCUGGAAGCUUCUCCCCACCAGGAGUCCCGCAUCUUACUUGAAGAGCGCCAAUGUCACUUUUCGGGAAAGGCUAGAAGGGUUUUCCCGGACCAUCCAGUUGAAGACAGUGUGGUAUUCUUCUGCACCUUCCUUUUUGCCAAAAUCGCUACGGCACUUGCCAACAGAGAGUCUCUUUCUACUGUGAUUGGGCUUAUGUUGAAAAAUCAUGAUCAACAUUUUUCCCCCUUUUUUUCUUUGAAUAUCACCACUGAAAUCUAUAAUUGAAAGAGACGCCACUUAAGCACAUUUAAAGUGCUCUGACCACUCCUUACGUGACUACACAAGUGACUUAAAGGACUAUUAGCUUAUUUCCAGUGAAAACAAAAUAAUAAUAGGUCUAAAUUAGACUGCAUGUCACGUUUGAUACUAAUGAGAAGCACAUGCGUAAUAAUGCACAUCGCCUUUUAUGGGAGCUGGAGGGAGACUGAGCCAAAAUGUCAUCAGAGGUAUGGGCAUAAAAUAACCCAACUUGUCAAAAAUCCAACUUCCAUUACCAUAUUUGCCUAUUUUAAUGCAAAUUCUUUGUAACUUGUGUUUUUGUGUGAGCUUUGUGGGGAUUUGCAGGACUUUUCCUCGUGUUUUACUUACUUGUUCUGUACAUUUUUUUUUCUCUGACUUUUAAAGCUUUCUUGGUGGCACUAACAGUUUCAAUAGAGUUCAUGUCCAGGGGUGUGGAUCUUACCCUCUGAAAGAGGGCUUUAGGCCGCAUGUCUGAGAAGGGCAGGACAGUGGAAGAUCCUUUCAUGUUUUCAACCUUUCUUCCUCAAUAGACAGCAUAUUAAAUGUAUCUUAAUGAGGCUAAAAUGAGAACAGGCACAAAAUAAUGCAGCGGUGGACGUCGAAUAAUUCGAAUUGCUAAAGCAAAGGCGCUUAGAUGGUGCCUUACAGUAUGGGAGGGCAAUAACACUAUAUUACUGUGUCCAUGGGUGAUGAUCACAUAUCCUGUAUUGAUAUUGCAUCAGGAAUAAACAACAGCCUCUCCGAAAAGCUGUCUGUUAAAUUAGCUGGUGUUUUGGCAUUUAAUCACUCAUUCUCUUUCCCUGAUUUCAGCCUGAAAUGUCCAUGCAGGUAACCGUGAAAGGUGUCCGUCCCAUACAGAUGUGUUUCUGAUUACGUAAAAAUGAAGUAGGCCCGCUGUCCUCUUAUAUUUUAACCCAUAAGCAUUCCUAUUUAACCAAGUCUCCUUUACAUUUUUAUACUCUACAAAGCAUGCCCUCAUUUCUUUUUGCAUGUUACUACCUGUUGUUCAUUUUCUCUCUUUUGUCAUGGUGACUAUGCUGGUG